This is a messenger RNA of Lampris incognitus (smalleye Pacific opah), 4517 nucleotides long. It is a transcript of the gene larp4aa, whose product is annotated as la-related protein 4. The coding region runs from base 7 to 2418 and encodes 803 amino acids. Gene Ontology annotation, cellular component: cytosol; cytoplasmic stress granule. The transcript has 17 exons. Gene Ontology annotation, biological process: positive regulation of translation. NCBI's taxonomy places the organism in Eukaryota, Metazoa, Chordata, Actinopteri, Lampriformes, Lampridae. Gene Ontology annotation, molecular function: mRNA 3'-UTR binding. The record is from RefSeq and is a predicted model, not a curated record.
CGGCUGAUGAGUUCGGAUCAGGGCGGAGAGCCGCCGCUGUUGCAGGAGGAGGCUGAUCCGGGACCGAAGACCGGUGGGAAGGACGAGGCUCCACUUGGGAUUGAGGGAGGGUCAGGCGGCAUGGUCACCUCUAAGGGUGCCGGUCUGAACCCUAAUGCCAAGGUGUGGCAGGAGAUCCCAGUGGCCCCCAGUGAGGCUUCAGAUGGCUCCCACUGGUCCCCGACGGAUGUCACUGAGGGUUAUUCUGAGCCUUUAUCUGCUGGAUGCAAGCCGUACACUCUGGGAUUCACCACCCUGGAUGACAGCAGCUCCACAGCGACAGCUGAGAUAGCAGUAAAUGGAAUGGACCCCCCAGAGCUGGGCUUCUCCCCUGCUGAGUGCUCCACAGGGACCUCAGCAGACAAUAAAACUGAGGAGCAGCCCCUCUCCUCUGAGAACUUGCGUGAGUCUCUGAAGAAAGAGCUGGAAUUUUACUUCUCAAGGGAAAACCUGUCAAAGGAUUUGUAUCUGAUGUCCCAGAUGGACAGUGACCAAUUUGUGCCCAUCUGGACCAUUGCCAGCAUGGAGGGCAUCAAAGUCCUCACAACUGACAUAGACCUCAUUCUGGAUGUCUUGAGAUCCUCUCCUAUGGUACAAGUAGAUGAAAAGGGGGAGAAAGUACGUCCCAAUCAUAAGCGGUGCAUCAUCAUCCUUAGAGAGAUUCCUGAAACGACGCCCGUUGAGGAAGUGGAGUCUCUAUUUAAAAAUGAGAACUGUCCGAAGGUGAUAAGUGUUGAGUUUGCGCACAACAACAACUGGUACAUCACAUUCCAAUCAGAUACGGAUGCUCAACAGGCAUACAGAUACUUGAGAGAGGAAGUUAAAACAUUUCAGGGAAAACCCAUUAUGGCCAGGAUAAAGGCCAUCAACACAUUCUUUGCAAAGAAUGGCUACCGUAGCAUAGACAGCAGCAUGUACGCCCAACAGUCCCAGAGCCAGUCCCAGUACAAUUCUCCACUCUACAUGCAGCAUGUCUACCCCCAGCAGCAGUACCCGGUUUAUGGAAUUGUACCUCCCACUUGGACGCCAUCUCCCACGCCCUACUUUGAAACACCUCUGGCACCAUUUCCCAACAGUAGCUUUGUCAAUGGAUUUAGCUCCCCCGGACACUACAAAACUGGCUCCAACUCACUUAAUAUUACUCGCCCGUUCAACAGGAACCGUGUCCCACUCUAUUCAAGAAAGAAUGUAAUAAAUGCCUUCAGAAACCAUGUGAAGCCUCAGGUGAGGACAGGCGAGAUAGCUCCAGCGUCCGUUACUCCUGUCCCCCUGGAGAGUCUGACUGGCCUUCGCAGCCCCCAGCCGCCUCCCACUGCUGCUGCCACCGCCACCACUAACCCUGUCCACACCACCACUGACCCGAGCUCGACUUUCCCACACCUCUCCUCCUUGGACCAUGGUGACGAUGGCAGCAUGGCUGGACGUGGAAGACGGACCACUACUUACAGAGGAACAAGGAGAAGGCGAGAUGAUGAACGUAUCACGAGGCCUGUACCACUAGCAGAAGUCAAGGUUUCUCCCCCCAAGUUUGACUUGGCCACCUCCAAUUUCCCUCCUCUACCUGGCUGUGUGGUGAGCACGCAGGGGGAGCCAGUGCUAGAAAACAGAAUGUCAGACGUUGUACGCGGAUUAAACAGGGACAAGACGGAACAAGCCAAUAAGGAAGCCACUGUGAAUGCAGGUCCAAGCCAAGGCCUGGUCUCAGAAGAAGCUGUGACUGUCCCCAGUUCUGCCCGGACUGCAGGCAAAUCUGCACAACCACUUGGGCCCCCUGCCCCCAUUAUCCCCCGUCAGGAGAAAAAUGUUGAGAGGGUGGAGCCCCCAGCCCCAAAACUGACCCCGCCCACACCUGUUCCCACUGUGGCCAACCCAGCCCUCUCCACACAACCUGUGCCUAGCCCCAGGCCCCAGUCCAGUGCUACUUCCACCCCAGCCCCCCCGAGUACGCCAGCCCCUGCCACAGCCACUAUCGCUACACCUGCACAGGAGCCUCGUAAGCUUAGCUAUGCUGAGGUGUGCCAGCGACCACCCAAGGACCCCCCUCCUGUGUCACCUGCCCCAGCUUCCUCCGGCACUGCAUCAGGCCAACCGCUGCGUGAGCUGCGUGUAAACAAAGCUGAGGAGCCAGGCUCCAGCAGUGGUGCUGGAGAUAAGCAAGAGAAAGUCCAUGACAGGGAGGGGGGUUGGGAAUACAAGGAAAGCCGGCCACCUCGUGAACGUGACUCCCAAGGCUACUACCGCAGCAAUGGUCCCCGAGGCGCUGGGGGCCUCAAGUUCCGUGACCAGAGACGCCCCCCUCCAGCCCGACGCAACUCCCCUCAGGGAGGCUACAGGCACACUGGCAAAGAGCAGAAUAUUCCACCGGUAUCGCCAAAGUAAAAACUGGAUAGGAAUGGAAAAAAGAUGUAUGAAUAUUUACACGGAUAUAUAUAUAAAUAUAAUAAAAAAUGAAUAACGUAUAAAAGCAACAACCACAUGGUAGCCACCUCCACCUGCCUGGAACAUGUCCAAAGAAAAGCUUUUAAAAUGACAAUAAGACUGGGACAUCCAGGACUAAUGGGCAAAAAAAACAUCUGAAGAAUUGUGAACUUUCAAGAGAAGGAAACAAAAAAGAGGAUCUCAUUUUGACCUCCAGCAAAUACUUGAGAGUAAGUCAUUGUGGUUUUUCUGGAGGUAAUUUCCUUUCAGCUCUGCUGGGGAGAGGUGGGAUGCUGGGCCAUGUAAAUGGCCCUCUACCUUCUCAAGUUUAAAGAAUGGUCUGCAAGAAACAUAUGCACUAAGAAGAAAAGAACAUGCAUAUAUGUCAUGUACAUAUACAAAGAUUAUCACUAACGCAAUGAGACAUCAGUUUUUUUCUGUUUUUGUUUUAUUUUCUUGUGUGCUUACAUUAGCAAGAAUGACUGAAGGGUUAACUGAUGUCUGCGUCUGUAUUGAUUGUUAAGAAAAUCUGAGUGCUACACUGAUAAUUAAAUGGAUAAAUGUGAUUUUUACACCAGAGAUUCUGAAUAAUUGUCCUGAGCCUGGACAGUGUGGUCCACUAAUGUAUAUUAAUGAAAUGUGUACUACAGUGGUAUUUUGAUCCUGGUUAACGAUUGGCUCCAAUGUAUCCAAUAGCGGUGAUGCAAGCCAGUUAUUCCUGUUGUGGACAGAAGAGUGAUUUUUGUGAAAAGGCAGAAAUUCACUCUUAGGUGCCCAUUGGCCUGUGCGGAUGAGUGAAUCUGCUAGCUUGGUCCAAAGUUGUUCAUUUUAAGUUUGAAUUCUGCUUUUUAAUAUGACCCCCCCCCCCCCCCCCCAGUGGAUUCAGAACACACUUGUGUUGAUAAUCAGUCAGGCUCUUUUGUUUACAUGUUUCUUUGCAUAGUAGGAUGAUGUAAUUUUCCAAGAGAAUAAGUUAAUGGUGAAAUGUGACACACCUGAUGGUCAAGGCAAGAUUUGGCUUCUCCACAUGAACACAGGAUAUCCAGGUUAAGCUAAUAUUUGUUUGUUGUUCUUAACAAGGGUAUAGUGUCCAAGGUAGGCUCAAGCGUGUUGAUGGCUAUAUAACAUUUGGCAGCCAAGUCAAGGGUAUAAGAACAAGACCAUUAUCAUGUGCUUUGUGCCAGCUGCCUAUGAUUAUAGUUGAUUUUGAUACUGUAGGUUAAGUUUUUGAGUUGUAUUGACAUGGUCCACUAAACAGUGUAGUCUUUGGGAUCUUCUGACCCAGUCAAACUGGACUCUGAGAAAAAUCUGUAGAGGUGUAGUUGCCUAUGCUAUAUUGUAAUAACCCUUCACUAGAAAUGUGUGUGGGAGAAUGUAAUUGUUCUAGUGCUAAAGAGCAGAAAGGAGGCUUUUGUCAACAGUUAUCCACCAGAUUGUUUGUGCUUUUAGGGUGAGUUUGCUUCUUUUCUUUUUUUUAAUUUGAAAAAUGGUUUUAGGUUUUGCUGUUUGACUCACUGUAUGUAUUGCUUUUUAAAUUUUAUUUAUUUUAAUCCUACUGUGCAACGCUUUCUUUCCCCCAAUAUGGGUAGGCUGGUUUCCCCAAAGUUGUGUGAAAUCGCAAAGACAAAAUAAUCAGGCAUAAGACAUUUGUAUAUUGUUUGCAAUUUCAGCUGAAAGAAAAUACUUGAUGCAUUAACUUUGGGUUUAGUAAUGCAGUAAAUGAGUAACCAAUCACUGGGGCUGGUUUUUUUUCCAUUAAUAAAUAUGAGCAGCUAGUGAUUUAGUGUAAUGAGAUAAAUGCACUAACCUUUUUUUUUUUUAAAUCUUAAGUAAUGUGAAAUCAUUUUAGAAGCAUAUGGUAAUGAUGAUGCUGACAGGCUUGUAAAACAAAACAAAAAAAAAUCUACAGGAAUUGCUUUUCCCCUCUCCGUAUGUUUGGGUUAUUUUCUGUUAAUUUGGGUUUGGGUGGCAAAAGGAACUAUAGUAAAGGAUUUGAUUAAGUGUUUGAGACACAAUUCUAGAACUGUAUGAAAUGUCACCAAAAAAAUAAAUUAUUUUGA